Messenger RNA from Paramuricea clavata, 3924 nucleotides. Lineage: Eukaryota; Metazoa; Cnidaria; Anthozoa; Malacalcyonacea; Plexauridae. The record is from the annotation of a GenBank genome assembly.
AUGCUUACUCUGCCAAAUGGAGUACGUCUCUCAUUUGGUAACAUCAUCGCAAUGGCAGGAGACUACUAUGGCAAACCUGAUGCGCCCAUAAUAAACCAUUUAUGUCCGGAGAAGAUCGAUGAUGGGGCUCUUCAAAGAUUCAAGAAUGCUUACAACGAUUUGGCGGUUACUCCAAAUGAGGGAAAAUAUAAGGUUCGAUUUACUGUAAAAGUUAGGGCUAUAAACCAGUAUUUAUUGUGCAGCUAAGUUGGACGGCAUGUUGCCCAAACGCGAAUAUGUUAAAGCGCAAGGAUCUCUGAUGGUAAUUUUAUUACCAAUAUCUGAAUACAAAUUGGUUUCUGAAUGCAAAUCUCGAUCUCAUGCAUGCAGAACUAACAUAAACGAUUCACAAUAUUUUCUCGUGGUCCCUCCCUGAUACCGUUAGAAAGGCAGAGACAUUAAGUUCCUUCAGGAAUAGAAUGAUGAAAUACUUAUUUGAUUCAUGAUCUUAUUGAUGCGCAUAAGUUUCUAUUGCUUGAUCAGAUAUACAUUAAUAUUCCCAUAUAUUUAAUUCAAUUUAAAGUUUAAAGGAGACAUCCUCUUCAUAUGGUUUCUGGGUGACUCCUUGCCACUGACAUCAUGAAUCAAUACCUAUAUUUACUAUACCUUUGUACUCUAUACAUAGUUAUUUAUGUUCUUGAAUUAUGUAAAUGGUGUUGGUGGCGAAUUAAAUUAUUGUUAUUAUUAUUAUUAGUAUUAUUAUUAUUAAGUUGCGAGGAAGAACGAAAUGUACUCUUCCUCAUAAUUAAUAUAGCUCUGUCGACUUACACUGGCAGACACUAGUGUAAGAGCAAGAGGUGUAAGAACAAGUGCGCACAUCUGCAACCGAUGUAAUUGCAUCAUUAAAGUUUCAAUCGACCGGAACCAUUAAGGGUGGGGAACCACAUGACAUGUGAGAAAAAAUUAAAGUUGUUUAAUUAAAUCGCGGUUUUAUAUAUUGUCCAAAUGCGCAUCAUGGCGUCAGCCUUCUAUGGGCCGAAACAAGUCGACAAUCAGGCCGUUAGGCGCAAUUACUGUCUAGAUAUGGAAAGAUGAGAUUAAGAUUUACAUAAUAAAUUUAAAGUGCCCUAUGCGAGAAUUUUUUUAUGAUUGAAUUGCAAAGUUAAUUUAAAAUCAUAAUGUAACUUUUUUUCUAAAACUUUGUUAUCUUUCUUGUAUUGACUUAAAUGACGUCACACGGCAUAAUGUGUUUUACAGAAGACUGUUUUUAGCUUGAUAAAAAUUGUCAUUAACUCAAAUUUUCAGACGAGAUGAUAGUUUUGAUACUUCUUAUUAAAGUAUAUGAUUUUAAAUGUCAGUGGAAUUAUCACAUGUUUGGCAAGGAAACGUUUUCUUUCUAAAAACUCAUUAUGCAGUGUGACGUCAUUUAAGCCACAUUUGCAUAUCGAACAAAGUUGAAAAUCUUGACAUACAGGAAAGAUAACAAAGUUUUAGAAAAUAGGUUACAUUAUGAUUUUAAAUGAACUUUGCAAUUCAAUCAUAAAAAAAUUCUUGCAUAGGCACUUUAAUAGUCAUUCUUUUUCCCCUAAAUUCCUUUUUGCACCCCAUGUAGUUUUUUGCAGUUAAUAAUUAAACUAAACUAGCUUGGUUUUAGCCACACCUGAAACUUAAAACAGUCGUACAUAACAUUUUGAUUUCGCACUGAUCUGGAUAUGGGACGGGCAGUUCCGUCAUUGAACCCUCAACUUUGGCGCAGUGGAGUUCCUUUUUGGUGUAUGGGAUUUGAAAAAACAACUGGAUCUAUCCAUACUAAGUUCAGAGAAGUGAUCAUGAUUCAACAGUGUAUAAAUGUUAUUUAAAACCUAAAAUAUAAGAGAUUUAUUUCUAUAUAGAACAGUGCACUGAUGUGGUUAAAUAUUUUAUAGCAUAGUGUAUUUCCUGCAGAAAACACGAAAAGCAAAAAAUAUUUAUUUUUAUAUAACUUCCAAGAACUCAACAUACCAAGUUAAAUAUUAUGCUAAGUAUGUAUAUAUAUGCAAGACCACUGUCACCGCGUGUUGGCCAGCGGAGGCUCUAGAGUACGUUCAAUAAGUCGCCUGACGUAUGUUUUGGCAAAGAAAUAAUUAAUUUUUUCUCGAAAUUUGAAAAAUUAAUUACCUUUGCGUUUAUAAUAGCUAACAGCGGUAAAACGCAAGAGUCUCGCAGAAUCGAGUCGUCUAUUAUGCUUAUUAAAUUAGUCAAGAGACCAUUUAGAAUGACUGAUCUGGACUGAUAUUUGGGGUAGAUCUGGACUGAUAUUUGCGCCUUCUUAAGGGAGUCAUUAUUAGUCCAUUUCCUUCAAUUUGUUUGGUUGAUUUGAAAGUAUUGACAAUUCCUAUAGGUAGCUAGAUUUUUUGGACUGAUUUGGUCUGGGAGUAUAAGUCCUUCGAAAUUGCGAAAUUCAUGCAAAGCAGUCUUUCUACUUUUAAUCUUGUAUUCCUGUAUGUGCAGGCUUUUCAUAGCUACGAUAUCGAGUAUUUAUCGGUACGCAGCCGUUCGAAAUGCUAUUAUACGAAACGAUUUAACGGCUCUUAAUAUCAAUUGUCUCUCAAUGAGGAUUAUCGUGGGGCAGCGAAGAUAUCAAGCGAGCAGCUAUCAUAAUGUUGUUCAACAACAAAAAGGAAAGUUGUCCAAAAGGAAAGUGUACGUUGUCACCAGGUGGUGACGUCAUUAUCACGUCAUCAUUAGCCAAAUUCUCCAAUUUCUAUAAUAUGAACAAAUAUUUCUAAUGUAUAUAGCUAAAACCAUUGUUUUGCAAUGUUUCAUUAAUUUCGAUAAUGAAGUGGAACAACUAGAGUUAAGAUUAAUAAGUGUGAAAAGGAAGAUUUGUCGAGAAUAUAUGUGAUUAUCAUAACAUAUAUCAUAAGAAAUUUUGUGGACUUUUAUUGAAAAUGUUUAUUAAACUUUAUUUGGAAAAUUAUUGCAUCAAUUGAUCAUUUGAAGUAUUCUGCGCAUGUUAUUGGAGAGGGACUUCUCCAAAGGAUUGACUUACAACUAUACACAAAACAGCACACGCAUUAUAUGCGUGCACACACUUAAUAUACAAUAUUUCACGGCAUGGUUUACUUUCCAGGCCCCGUUGAAGAUAUAUAAGAAAUCCAUUAAAUAAAUAAUGCUUACAAGUAAGUCACAAACGAGAGAUCCCAGACGCAUGUAGAGGUCCUAUUACCUACAGCAUCCCAAAAUUAAAAUAAAUCAGAAAUAAAUCACGUAAAAAUUAAACAAAAGUCAGAAAGUAACGAAAUACUCGCCACAAAUUGAAAAUAACGAAGUAAAACGUUUCUUCUUAAAACGACUUUGUUCCAAGUAAAGUACUCCAGAAAAAAUACUUUGUUACAUGCUGACUUCUCAAAAAUAGUACUCAAGUACAGUCACGUAGUACAUUUACUUCGUUACUUGACAUCACUGGUUGUAGCCCCCAAUCAUUUUUUAAUCUGGCAAAUCUUAUUUAAUAAAUACGGUGUAUUUUGAGCUUUUUGAGCGUUUUAAUCGUCGCAAAUAUUGUGCUGCAAAUUAUUUUAUCGCUGUCGACGAUAAUUUAUCAAAAGUAGCUAUUCAUUAUCUAUUAAUUAUUGUAUUUUAAAGUAUUAAUUAUGGUAUUUUAAAAUAUUGUGAAGAAAUAAAAAUAUCAUCUGAUGACAACACAAUUAUUUUCAAAGGAGCGACUAGACAAACUGCUAAAAUUGCUGGCUGAAGAUGAGCAAAACGCAGAAAAGCCAGGAAAAUGUUUCCACAGCGAUAAAGAAUGGGAUGGUGCCACAGGUGGCGUAUGGGUAGCUGGGAUACCAAUCAUUCCAGGCACUUUGUUGAAACUUGCUGAACAUAAUUACGAUCAUUUUGCGCCUCAGGCCAAAACAGCCUACGUUGUUGGACAUGGAUAUGCAAUUGAGAGAGGUCGUGAAGCAG